GCCCAACACUUCGAUUCACGUCCCAUUAUUGUAAGGACAAACUUUUUGGAGCCCAUAGCACACAGCACACACCACCACCGCACACUUUAUAGCUUUUAUAUUGUCGCCGUCGUCGUCCACGUCGUCGUCCAAGUCGUGUGUUUAUAUUAUCCUUUAAAAAAAAUAAAAGCCACCUCCAUUGAUAUUUUUAUUAUUUCAUCCGAUUCACAUCAUCUCCGCAAAAAGUCUUUCGAGCGGCCGUAAAAGCCCGCCAAAUUUUAAUUAUUAUACCCACGACGAAUAUUUUUUGUUUUGUUUAAUAUAUUUUUUCGCGACGUCAAAAUGCAUUUUAAAAAUCGACAUGUUUUUUAUUUGAACAAAACCGUUUUCGGUUGUACGGUAUUCGAUUUCUGUUAAUUUGCGUUUAUUUUUAAAAAACACCCUCCGAAGUUUUGUUUUGUUUUGCUCUUGACCAAACGCACUAACACCAACACAAAACGUUAACGAGGAGGACACAUUUACUGGAUCAAAACGCAAACGGGGCGGAUUUUGCGUAUCCAACGCAAUCACCGCGAUCACCGGCUGCAGUAUCGACAGCAUUUCAGCCACUAUCGCGACCGUCACAGCCGAUACUGUCCGACGUGUGGAUCGUUCGCAAUAAUUGCAACGGAAACGCAUCCGGUAAAACGCCGUGUCGUCACCAGUUUCCGCACGCCGAAUAUGACCUACGCGACAAAGGCGCGUGAGUUGUAGUGCAGUGGCAAAACAAUAAAACGCUAGUUCAGAUCGACAACAGUCUGUGUCGGGUUUUGUGCGAUAGUUUUUUUUUAAUUCGCGCCGACAAAAAAAACGAGUACUGAUUGAGGCCGGCGGGGGGCCGCGAUCGUUUUUCCGUAACCGUCGCCAAUUACUUAGUCAAAGUGGAGGGCGAUUUAUUAAACAUGAGUUCGUACUUCGCCAACUCGUAUAUGCCGACCGACAUGCGUAACGGUGGUGGCGUCAUCGGCGGUGGAGGCGCUGGUGGUGCUGGAAUGGAGCACCACCAUCAUCACGGACAGCAGCAUUAGUGGACAACGCGCCGUGUGACCCGACCGCCCGGCAGGGCAUACCCCCGCACCNACCCGACCGCCCGGCAGGGCAUACCCCCGCACCAUUAUGUCGGGCCCACGGUCGGUGGUCAACCGCCACAAGGCAUACCGUACCCGAGGUUUCCGCCAUACGAUCGGAUGGAAAUCCGGCAGGCUGGCUACUACAACGGGCAACAAUCGUCCAUGGACGGAUACAGUAGGCCAGAGUCGCCUACCGGGGGAAUGGGCCAGAUGACCAUGAAUGGGCACACACCAGUCGUGUACGCCACAUGCAAACUUCAAGCUUCCGUGGCCAACGGUCUGGUCGAACCAGCUAGCCCCACCGACAUGGUCGACAUGAACGGCCACCAUCAAAUGUCGUCCCAUCACCAUCAUCAGCAGCAUCACCAGCAGGCACCGCCGCAUCACCAGCAACAGCAGCAACCGUACUUUAACAACCUAAGCCCUCACCAUCACCAACAGCAGCAACAGGUGGCACCCACUUCUGGUCACCACAAUCAAGUGGUGGUCAACCCACACCAACAGACGCCACCGCUACAAACUCCUACGGCCCAAAACCAACAGGCGGUCAACAACAAUUCGUUGCCGAGUCCACUGUACCCGUGGAUGAGAAGUCAGUUUGGUCCAGACUCAGAAAGGAAACGCGGUCGUCAAACGUACACCAGAUACCAGACGUUAGAGCUGGAAAAAGAGUUCCACUUCAACCGGUACUUGACCAGGAGACGAAGGAUAGAAAUUGCGCACGCGCUGUGCUUGACCGAGCGGCAGAUAAAGAUUUGGUUCCAAAACAGGAGGAUGAAAUGGAAAAAAGAGAACAAAAGCAAAGGAGGCGACGGUCAGGGUGGAGACGGUAGCGAUAUAACUCCUCAGACUUCGCCUCAGUAGACGGACCGUUCCUAAUUAACGCAAUGAAAUAGGGGUAGCCCAUACAGAGGGGGAAACUAAAAACUACACGGCAGUUUUGUGUGUGCGCUUAGGACGAACUUGCUCUGCUACGGUUACCAUGUGUUUGGUUGUUUGCGCCACCCACGUGCUAAACACCGUCAAUGUUAGUCGAUGGCAAUGUAUAGAAAUUCAUUUCAAUAAUUUUAUGUAAUUCUCCUCGAGAUGAUAUAAUUUAGGUAACUUGUAUUCUAAGAUUUUGUCUAAGUCAUUAUGUCAUAGGGUUUUUAUUUUUGUUUCGUUUAAUUUUUAUUUAGUUUUAAGUAAAAAUAAAAUUUAUAAAAAUAUUUACACUCGUAAGCAUUGUAUGUUAAAAGAAAAAACGCAAAAAUAUUUACACUAUAAUAUGUUUUGCUGUCUACACACAACAGUGUUGCUUUUUUUUUUUUAUUGAAACGUGCCUGGGGUACGAUCCAUAGAAAAAAACAAUACGUGGACGCGCACAAGUAAUGAUAAUGUGAUGUGUGUAGUGUAAAAUGGGCGAACCUGCCUGCGCUCUGGAUCUCAAAAAAUCAGCUCAAAUAACACGUUCUCAGUCCGCUGCUCUGUUAUAUUAUUAUUAUUAUGUUAACUUAGAAAUAUCGAUUUUAAUUUCCAGGACCAGUUUUUUUUUUUUUUACCUUGUGCCAUUAGGAAAUAGACUGCACCACGGUUCGCGUCCGAUAUAUUCAGGUGUGGGUUAGGCAAUACUAUCAAAAUUAACGCGUUCCAAUAGAAUAAAAAACGGUGUUGGCAUUACAAGCAAUGAAAAUAUCUGUCUAUAGUCAUAAUUGUAUCUGUGGGCGUCGACCGUGGUAAAAUUGCUAACGUACCAAAGGUGGUAUUUUCGUACUUUCGUUUUUGUUUCGAUUUUUUUUUUUUUUUUUUAAUGUAAAAUAUUCUUAGUUUUAAAAAACGUGUGACUAAAGUUAAAUUGAAUAAAUACGUAGUUAUAAUAUAAAUUAAAUAUUAUUUAUAUAAAAAUGUAUAUAAUGUUUAGAAUUUGUACAUAAUAUUGUAUUUAAGAAAAUGAUGUUUAUAAUUAAAGAUCGGUCCAUGCCACUUUUUGUUUACUUCGUUUACCCACAAAAGAACUAUUAUUAUAUAUUUUAAAUUGCAUAUAUAUAUAUAUAUUUUUUUUUUUUGUUCAAAUUCACGAUUUUAAUAAUAAUAAAUUAUAUUAUACUAAUGGAUUCAACUAUGUAUUAAUUUAUACUUUGACUUAUUUUUUUUUUUUUCCUAAUAAAGAAUGGUUAAAGUGUUAAGUGCAAUUUUAUAUUAAAGAUAGACAAAAUUAUUUAUUUUUAUUUUGUAUAGAGUUUAAUAAUCGUCGUGUUUUCUGAAAUAAUAUUAUAUCAAUUUAUUGUUUCAUAAUAACUCGGUCAGUUUCUUUUUUCGAUUAAAAUUUUUAACUUUCUAUAACUAUUUCUCUUUUGUAAAUACAGAACGUACCUAAAAAAUAUUUAUACGAAUAGUGUUUAUUAUUUUUUUUCAUUAAAAAAAAAAUCGUAACAACUUAACACUAUUUUAUUAUUUAAUAAUGUACAGUACAGAGAAAAUCUAUUUAUAUAUAAAUAUAUUAUACAUGUAUAAAACCAAAAAAUAAUAUGAAAUUUUAUUAUUAUUAUUAUUAUUAUUAUAUAUAGGAAAGAGCGUGUGUGUGCUGGUAGAUACUUUAUUUUAUUAACCAUUUUGUUUUUCUUUGUUUUUUUGUUUAUUAUUAUUAUUAUUAUUAUUAUUUAAGCUUUCUCGUAAAUUAUUUUAUAUUCCGUAAAAAAGAAUACCUGGCAAGGAUUACCUCAAAUUUAUUUUUUACAUUUUUGAUGGUAGCUGGUAAACAGUGUAAAAUGACAGCAACAUAUAUACGUAACAACUAAGUCUCGUUUGUAAUUAUUAUUUUUUUGAGUCGUGAUAAAUAGUAUAAUGUUGAGUACUUAUUGUAAUUUUAUUGUAAUGCCAAAUAUUAUGACAAAGAAUAUGCAAACUAUUUUCGAUUGGGAAUUAUGAUAAUAAUAAUUAUUAUGUGUAAUAAAAAAACGGUCAGUACAAUGAAAAUAUAUUACAACAACCGAACGCUUAGGCGUUCAUGAUAAGUUCCUCGUAAAAAAUAUUAGAUUUAGUGUUCGUUACGAUAUUUUAGAUUAAUUAAGUAGAAUUUUAUGUUAAUUUAAAAAUGAACAUUUUUUUUUUUUAAUAAACACUAUAAUGAAAUAAAAAACUAA
Molecule: messenger RNA, 4210 nt
Organism: Daktulosphaira vitifoliae (grape phylloxera)
Lineage: Eukaryota; Metazoa; Arthropoda; Insecta; Hemiptera; Phylloxeridae
Product: homeotic protein antennapedia-like
Biological process (GO): negative regulation of transcription by RNA polymerase II; anterior/posterior pattern specification
Cellular component (GO): nucleus
Molecular function (GO): DNA-binding transcription factor activity, RNA polymerase II-specific; RNA polymerase II cis-regulatory region sequence-specific DNA binding
Source: RefSeq, a predicted model, not a curated record